Molecule: messenger RNA, 1571 nt
Organism: Trichoplusia ni (cabbage looper)
Lineage: Eukaryota; Metazoa; Arthropoda; Insecta; Lepidoptera; Noctuidae
Exons: 4
Coding region: 276-1439 (387 amino acids)
Source: RefSeq, a predicted model, not a curated record
CUCGACUCCAUUCAUUCAUUGACUCGCUGGUCGAGCGACCAGACGGUUAUUCAGUGAUUAGACAGCGCGGUGAACGAAUGACAAAAUGCGCUGCGCGCAAUUUGUAACGAACUAUUUCGACGUUUAAAAUACGAAUUGACAGUUAUUGUUUUGACUUUUAUAAAAAAAUUGUAAAUUAAUAAUUUGUGAAUACUGGAUUGUUUUGUGUUUUUCGUGAUGUUUAGUUACUAUGAUGUGGUGGAAAGUGUUUUUAUGUGCAAUGUUGUGGUAAGGCGAUGCUUGUAGGAGAGCAAUCGCCGGCACCGCGGGUGGUGGCCGGCUUGAGGAAACUUCGCCCUGAAUUGACCCCUGGACCCAUACCUACGCCUGUAGAUCCAGAUUUUAGGAUAUCAGGUGUCCUCCGACAGUAUUACAAUGACGACACAGAAUCCUGGGCAUGGGUCCGGGCCGCGGUCCGCGGGGGCUGCCUGCUUGCCUGGCGCGACGGUACCCUACCUCGGAGGGCCGCUGCCCGCCUGCCCCUGCGAGACCUGCACCUGCGGACUGCCCCCACCUUGCCCAACGCCUUCCAGCUAUCCCGGCUCAGAGACGACUCUGCCGUCGCCACGUUUCAGACUUGCAAUGCGGCCGAAUACGCGAGAUGGGUGCGCGCGCUCUGCGUCGAGAUUCUCGGCCAGACUCCUCUACCACAAGUCCGAUUUCUGGACGUGCUGCCCGCUGCGGACACCGCCUGUCGGGAACCAAAGAAAGAGGCUGCUCAACACGAGACACCCUCUUGCCCCCCUAAACCGCCCCCGCGAGCUCGUCGGAGGUUACUGACCUCCACGGAGACGCAGCUGACGCGCAGGGAUCACUCCCCCGCCGCCACGGAUGAGGGCAUCGUCGUCGAAGACGACGACUACGACUCAUCAUCCGAUCGCAGCCUUGACCUGACCCUCUCCCUCGACGCCUUGAAGACUACAGAUUUAGUCGAUGCGCCCGUACGGACAGCAGAGGUUAUCAAAUGUGACAGCUGUAGUAAGCUGAACGCGGCCACGCCGCAGCAUCACACGCUGCCGCGCGCGCGAGCUGAUUCAGAGCAAGGCCGUCGCUACCUGAAGAGAUGGGAGGGCACGGCGGGAGGCGCGGAGCGGGGCCGGUUCGCCAUGGAGGCAGCCAGGCGGAAGACGUCGUCGCUCGAGACGCGGGCGAGGUCCUGCUCACCGAAUGUCCACGAGGCAGUAGCGCAGUACGUUCCGGUGCGGGAGCGGCGCGCCCUGUUCGAGUCGCUGUCGCGCAGCGGCGGCGGGCUGGCGCGCAGCAGCGAGCAGCUGGCGCGCAUCGAGCGCUCGCCGGACAGCAGCCCGCGGCGCGCGGCGUCGCUGCACGACCUGCAGGCGCCGCCCACGCGCUCCGUGUCGGACCUGCGCCAGUUCUUCGCCUCGCUCACCUGCGCCUGACGCACACUCACUUGUACAUACUGUAGAUAGACCCGGCGUUGACCGCUAUCUAAGUCGUUCGUUUUAAGACUGUUAAAAGUAUUGUUAUAGAAGUACCUAAUAUAAAUAAAAUGAGAUGUAUUGUCUAUUAUA